Rhinichthys klamathensis goyatoka is the source of this 1435-nucleotide messenger RNA. It is a transcript of the gene agxta, whose product is annotated as alanine--glyoxylate and serine--pyruvate aminotransferase a. Gene Ontology annotation, molecular function: L-alanine:glyoxylate transaminase activity; L-serine:pyruvate transaminase activity. Gene Ontology annotation, cellular component: peroxisome. The transcript is spliced from 11 exons. Lineage: Eukaryota; Metazoa; Chordata; Actinopteri; Cypriniformes; Leuciscidae. The record is from RefSeq and is a predicted model, not a curated record. The coding region runs from base 35 to 1210 and encodes 391 amino acids.
CAUUGCCUCAGUCUGUCAGUGUGCCGGCAGCAAUAUGUCCUCUCUGUCUGUUCUUCCACCGCAAUGUCUGUUACAGCCUUUAAUCGUUCCCAAACGACUUAUGCUCGGACCAGGACCGUCCAAUGUACCCGCACGGAUCUCAGCAGCCGGAGCACAGCCCAUGCUGGGCCACCUGCAUGCAGAAACCAUUGAGAUUAUGAAUCAGAUCAAGAGUGGCAUUCAGUAUGCGUUUCAGACCCAGAACCGAGUGACUCUGGCUGUUAGUGGACCGGGUCAUGCUGCUAUGGAGUGUGCCAUCUUUAACUCACUGGAGCCCGGAGAAAGUGUCCUCAUAGCAGUCAAUGGCAUAUGGGGGGAGAGGGCUGCGGAGAUCGCCGAGAGGAUAGGUGCCAAGGUGAACACAGUUGUAACCUCUGCUGGUGGGUACUUUACAAAUGAGGAAAUUGAGCAGGCAUUAGACAAAUACAGGCCAGUGGUGUUCUUCCUCACACAUGGAGAAUCCUCCACAGGAGUGGUCCACCCCAUAGAUGGCAUAGGUGACCUUUGCCACAAGUACAACUGUUUAUUUCUGGUUGAUUCAGUAGCGGCGUUGGGAGGUACUCCUAUUUGCAUGGAUGAGCAAGGUAUAGAUAUUAUGUAUACUGGCUCUCAGAAGGUCUUGAACGCCCCUCCAGGAACUGCACCAAUCUCCUUCAGUGAGAGAGCAUGCCAGAAAAUAUUUAACAGAAGGACAAAACCAAUCUCUUACUUCUUGGACAUGAGCUGGUUGGCAAAUUAUUGGGGUUGUGAUGACAAGCCUGUACGCGCUUAUCACCACACCGGACCUAUAACUUCUUUCUACGGUCUGCGGGAGAGUCUGGCCAUCCUCGCAGAGACUGGUCUUGAAAACUCAUGGAAACGACACAAAGAGGUCGCAGAGUACUUCCAUAAAGGCUUAGAAGAAAUGGGCCUAAAACUGUUUGUGCAGGAUAAGAAAGCAAGACUGCCAACAGUGACCACAAUAGUAGCUCCCCCGGGAUAUGACUGGCGAGAAAUCACUGGCUACAUAAUGAAGACCUAUAACAUUGAAAUCUCUGGGGGUCUGGGACCAUCUGCCGGCAUGGUUUUGCGUGUGGGACUGAUGGGAUGUAACAGCAGCAAGGCCAAUGUGGACAUGUUGUUGGAGGCCUUGGCUGAUGCUCUUAAACACUGUCACAAGAGCAGAGUCUGACAGCUCGACUGCUCAUCAAUAACAAGUCCAGCUUUUAACCCUAUAUCAGUGGGUUUCAGUUGUUUUUAGUGACAACACCCUUUGAAAGUAGAGAAAUUUGUUCUGCCCCUCCUUAAAAAAACCAAACAUAUUAUAGCUGAUACUUAAAAACGAGGGGAAAUAUACUAUACUAGUUGUUAUGUUACGUUUUUAUUGAAGAACUGCUAUAAAACAAAAUUAACUUUU